GAAGCAGUUUUCGCAGUAUACUUGCCCUCGAUGCAAUUCGCGGUAUUGCUCACUUCAAUGCUACAAGUCUCAUAGCGUUCGUUGUACAGAGUCUUUUAUGCGAGAAAAUGUAGUUAAUGAGCUGCAGCAUCUGCGGCCUGAUGAUGAAACCAAAAGGAAGAUGCUGGACAUACUGAGACGAUUUCAUUCCGACGAGGAACGUGAUAGCAUGGAUGAGGAUGUGGAUGGUGAUGGUAUGGCCGUUUGGGUUUACAAAUUUAUUUUCUCUUGUAAAUGUUAGUUUCUCUGCAAUAUUUCUUGAUUCAUUUGUUGUGACAUACGUUAGAAGUGGCAUUAAAGUCGUAUAUAUGCAGUGAAUGAAUCUUGUGGAAUUGAGUUUAUUCUUACUAUUGAUUCUUUAAUUCUUUCCCAGUGGUUAUCUGUAUUGUAUGCUUCUUUGUGCAAUGCAUGCUGCUGCAAACAAGUAGUAGUAUUUUUACAAAUCAUGUUUUGUUCGGUUUUUCGUAAAUGUGGUCUGGUUUGUUUCUGGAUUUGCAUAUCUAGUCUAGCAGUAAUUUUACAUGCACUACUAUUAUUGGAAAGGUGCCUUUACUAUAUUCUUCUUUUAUUUGUUGGCAGAUUCAACUCUUUCAGAGGAGACUAUUCAAAAAGUACUGUCAGGUUCUGAAAUCAGUUUUGAUGAUUUGUCUGCUGAAGAGAAGAAACGGUUCCAAAGAGCCAUAGCAUCUGGGGAACUGAGCAAGAUGAUUGAACCGUGGGAUCCUUGGUGGUUGAAGCCUGCUGCUAGAACAAUCUGUCUUAGCAAGGAAGGCGCAUUACUUGUUCAACCUGUUGCCAAGGAAGAAUCGUUAGUUCCAGAUGAAGAUGAUCUAGAAAGUAAUCCAUCAAGUGACAUUCCUUGUGGCCCCGAAACCCCACUUCCUCCACUUCACAAGCUUAUUUCAACAGAGCCAUCCCCACUUUUAGCUUUUCAUCUUGUUGAUAUUAUAUAUAGCUACUGUUUUACACUUCGCCUAUAUAAUGGAGACUGGCAAUCAGAUGCAUUAGAGGCAGCUACAGUGGUUCUGAGCAUAUCCUCUAUCUUGGGUCAAGGCCGGCAGCCAGAAACAGUACUGGAAGGUUUGUCUUAUUGCUUGGAGGAAACCUGCUCUCCGGCUUUCAAGCAUAUGGGUGGCUUACAAUUUGGAUUGGCACUUAUUGAUGAUGUAGUGAGCCUUCUUUCCCUCGGAGGUUCUGCUUUAAUUUGUAUGCUUAGUGAUCUACAGAGGCUGAUCCAGGCAGGCGAAAGAGAGUUGAAAUCUGAGAAACCGAGAAAGUUGAGAAAGGCAGAAAUCAAAAGCAAACUCAAACUUGCUGAUAGGAAGGUAUUUUUUAUCAUGUGUUGGGUACAUGAGCAGCCAGAGGAAGCAUGGUCAUCUCUAGCAGCCAUUGUGAAGGCCGAGAAAAUUUCAGCUAUGGAUUACAGAAGCAGUAAAAGUGUCACGAAAAUGGAGAAUAAGAUAGAAAAUAGGGGAAAAGUUUUGAUCGAGGAGAUAAAAUGAAUUUUUCACUGUCAUUUUUACAUUUUGACUUAUCCUGAAUUUUUUUGGUGCUGUUGUGUAUAUAUGUUGAUGUAGGGCCUUUUCUUCUUCUUCUUUUUUUUUUUUCUGUAUUAGACCUGAGAGAUCCAAAGCAGAAAAUUUUUGGGGCAAAUGUGCAAAGAUCAGGAAGAAAUUGUUUCUAUUUAU
Rubroshorea leprosula is the source of this 1727-nucleotide messenger RNA. NCBI's taxonomy places the organism in Eukaryota, Viridiplantae, Streptophyta, Magnoliopsida, Malvales, Dipterocarpaceae. The record is from the annotation of a GenBank genome assembly.